AACAGGGAUAAAGCUUGCCAGAGAUUUCCUCUCGUAUUGAUCCCAUUCGCUGCCAGAGAGCUGACAGACCCGGCCCCCAGGAGAAGUGGAGCACCGGACAAGAAGAAGAGGUCACCAUGGUGCAAAGAGUUGCCAUUAUUGGAGCUGGGGUGAGUGGCCUGGCGUCCAUCAAAGCCUGCCUGGAAGAAGGACUGGAGCCCAUCUGCUUUGAGAGAAGUGAUGACAUUGGGGGACUCUGGCAGUUCACAGAUUCUGCUGUGGAUGGCAGAGCCAGCAUUUACCGCUCGGUGUUCACCAACUCCUGCAAAGAAAUGACGUGUUUCUCAGACUUCCCUUUCCCAGAGGAUUUCCCAAACUACCUGCACAACACCAAGCUUCAGGAAUAUAUCCAAAUGUUUGCCAAACACUUUGACCUUGUGAAAUACAUCAAGUUUAAGACCCUUGUGAUCCGUGUGAAAAAACGCCCGGAUUUUACAAUCACUGGCCAAUGGGACGUUGUAACAGAAACAGAUGGAAAAGUGGAAUCGGAUGUGUUUGAUGGUGUCAUGGUUUGCUCUGGGCAUCACGUUUAUCCAAAUUUUCCAGCGAAUAGCUAUGCUGGGAUAGAAAAGUUUAAGGGCAGAUUCUUCCACAGCCGGGAAUACAAAGGAGCUGAAAACUUCAAAGGGAAGAAGGUUCUGGUGAUUGGUCUCGGGAAUUCUGGCUGUGACAUCGCUGUGGAGCUGAGUAAUACUGCCUCACAGGUUUAUCUCAGCUCUAGAAGUGGAUCCUGGGUGAUGAGUCGUGUUUGGGACAAUGGUUACCCUUGGGACAUGGUGACCAUUAAUCGCUUUGAUAAUUUCCUUGGGAAUAUCCUCCCUACAGCAAUCACUGACUGGUUGUAUGUAAAGCAAAUGAACAAAUGGUUCGAUCAUGAGAACUACAGCUUGAUGCCAUUAAAUAGAACUCUGCGCAAGGAGCCAGUGUUCAACGACGAGCUCCCGAGCUGCAUCACGUGCGGCACUGUUGUGGUGAAGCCCAGCGUGAAGGAGUUUACGGAAACUUCUGCCAUAUUCCAGGAUGGGACGGUGCAGGAAGACCUUGAUUAUGUCAUCUUUGCAACAGGCUACAGUUUUGCCUACCCGUUCAUGGAUGACGAGUCCAUCCUCAAGUGCAGGGACAACACAGUCACCUUGUACAAAAGCAUCCUUCCCCCUAAGCUGGAGAAACCAACUAUGGGAGUGAUUGGCUUAGUCCAGUCUCUCGGAGCAACUAUUCCAACUGCGGACAUCCAGACUCGUUGGUUCAUAAGAGUCUUCAAGGGGUUCUGUAAGCUGCCUUCAGAAAGCAGCAUGAUGGAUGACAUCGAUGAGAAAAUGGGGAAGAAACUUAAAUGGUAUGGCCAGAGCGAUACGCUGCAAACAGAUUACAUCACCUACAUGGAUGAACUCGCCUCUGUGAUAGGCGUCAAGCCCAAUGUUCCACUCCUCUUCCUGACAGACCCCAAAUUGGCUCUGCAAGUUUAUUUUGGCCCCUGCAGCCCAUACCAGUUUCGCCUGAUGGGACCAGGGAAGUGGGACGGAGCCAGAAAUGCCAUCCUGACCCAGUGGGACCGAACACUGAAGGCCACGAGGACCAGAGUUGUACACAGUUCUCAGAACUCUUUCCCACUCUUUGCUUUGCUCAAAAUAUUGGUAAUCUCUCUCCUCCUGGUUGCUAUUUUUAUGGUGUUCAACUGAUUGAUCUCUGGGCCGAACAAGAUGCAACAGCAGCAGCUUCAACACUAGCUUUAUCCAAUUGUGCAGAAAGAAAGGGGAAAGAAAAAAGGGACUUGCAGGUGAGAGAUGCAGAAUCAUCUCCCCACCGGUGCCUUACCUGAUCUCCAAGUAUCUCCCCCUAACUCAUCAGUUCCAGCUUUACAGCUUUUGGGAGCUCCAGAAAGUUAAAUCCAAAGUAGACAGGGCAUGUGUGAAUUCUGCACUGCUCAUCUGCGUAGCCCUUUGCCUUUAAAAACUGGAAGCUCUCACUCUUGCUUUUUCUACAUGAGUGUUUGUUUAAACACGAAGAACUUCCCCUGUCACAUCUCGCUUGGUUCAAAGGGAAGGUAGCAUACAGCAGAUAACAAAAAGAGGAAGGAGGUCUUUUCAGUAUAUUGCAAAGCAUGUGGUAGCCAAGAUCGAGGCCGUGAGCUCAAAAACACCAGACGUAGGGGCAAAUGCAAAAGGAAGGUAGGGGUAUAGCCUGGUUCUUACAGCUACCGCUUCAGACUUCAGGUGGGGCACAAGGACCAAAUGCUCCUCUGACCCCCCAAAACGUUACUCCAUAUAGAAAAUAGCACUUCUGGAGUUCUAGCCUAAUCUUAAAGGUAAAGGUAGUACCCUGUGCAAGUACCGAGUCAUUGCUGACCCAUGGGGGGGACGGCACAUCACGAUGUUUUCUUGGCAGACUUUUGUAACGGGGUGGUUUGCCAUUGCCUUCCCCAGUCAUCUACACUUUACCCCCAGGAAACUGGGUACUCAUUUUACCGACCUUGGAAGGAUGGAAGGCUGAGUCAACCUUGAACGUAGACUCCAACCAGUUGUUCAUUUAGUCUCAGCAUCCUGUAUCCCACAGUGGCCAAGCGGUUGCUCUGGAGGGCCAAACAAAUAUGACACAAAGGCCAGUGUUAUCUCCUGGCACCGGGGCUCAGUGAUUUUCUGCAUCUGGAUGGGGAGGUUCCUUUUUAAAGUUAUCUUGGCUAGUAGCCAUUGAUGGUCCUAUCCUAUCCUCCUUUAGUCUGUCUCUAAUUCUUUUUUGAAGCCAUCUGUGCAAGUGAACAUAGAACAUAAGAUGUACAUUGCUGGAUCAGACCAGUGGACACUCUAGACCACUCACACAGCGGCCAAUGAUUUGCCCUGGAUGGCCAACACACAAGGCGAGAGAGGCCAAAGCUCCCCCUUACGUUGCCUCCUAGCACUGGUAUUCAGAGGUUUACUGCUUUUGGAGAUUCCCUUUAGCCAUGAUGCCUGGUAGCAAUCAUCACGUUUUCUGUGCCUGGAAAUGUUUUGUACAGAAAAGCAUUCAGUCAUGUGACACCCCCACACACCACGGUACAGACUGGAACAAAAGUAUAUUUACUCAUCUGCUAUUUGUGAGAACUAUAGGUCCUAAUCCUGGCUCCCUGCUGGUAUACUUUCAGAAACAAACUAACUAAUGUGAGAAAAGGCCCAUUGAAUAUUGUAUUAAACAAAUAAAGGCGAGUCCCACACUUAAUUCCUUGUCCCAAAGCCAAUCUGCUUUGAUGAUAUGCUGGUGCUAAAGAAGAAGAGAAAACAGGAGGAAUGAGGAAGGGGAAAAAAAUAAAACAAUGUAAGGCUUACACCCCCUCAGAACUUAAUAGCCUGGAAGAGCUGAAGACAGACCACCCUACACAAUCGGGUUUCUAGUAAGGCAGGACCACUUUUCCCAGACCCAAAUCACUUCCUGUACAGCCACACAACAGCUGUGGGGAGUGGCAUUUGCCCUCAGGGGUCCGAUUCUUCUCAGGAGAAUGACAUGAAGGGAGGGAGCUCCAAGCAGAAUCAGCCCCCGUGGGCUUCUAAAAUGCAGCUUGAAUCGUGUAACUUUAGAGAAAAAGGGAGAGUGAUAAAAACAUGGUUCCCUGGAUGUACCACUAAUCAUAUAAUUCAUGUUAUCCAAUGCGGACUCUCUUUCUGCAAGAUCAGCCCAGUUUCCUUUACCCAGGCCUGCUAUGGGGUGUGUGAUAUUUUGCUGUUUGCCCACUUAACACUAAGAAUUACAUUGCAGACUUGAUCUGUGAACCAAAAAGCUGUCAGUCCCAAGUAGAGAUGGGCACGAACCUGAAAAAAACCGAAUCAUGUGGUUCGUAGUUCGUCAAAUUUCACAAACCAUGAACCAUGAACUUUCACGAACCUGCCCUUGGUUCGUGAACUGGUUCAUUUGGUUCGUGAAAAUGUCACAUCCAGGUCAGAAAAUCAUCACUUUCGGGUCAGCAGAAGGUCUGCAGGAUGUCUAUCCCCUGUUACCUAGGAAACUGAUUGAUUGGCACCAGGCUGUCUGCAGUGACAAACCAAAAAGUGAACCAAACGAACCAGCGUAAAAUUUCAUGGCAGUUUGUCAGAAAUGGGAUCUGACAAACCCUGGUUCAUGAACCACGAACCGGCCUGGUUCAUGCUUAAUUUUGGUUCAUAUUUCAGGUCGUGCCCAUCUCUAGUCCCAACCAGGACUGAACAGAUCUGUUAUCGAAUCAAAAUAUCAUGCCCCAAAAGCAUUCUGAUGACCAAAGUUUAGGAAUUUUUAAUUAGGUUUGCUGUGUGUCUAAGGGGUGGGGAUGGAGGUGGGACAGGCAAAGAUUCAUGAGCUUGCAACUGAUCAAUAAAAGGUAUGUAUCACA
Molecule: messenger RNA, 4372 nt
Organism: Eublepharis macularius
Lineage: Eukaryota; Metazoa; Chordata; Lepidosauria; Squamata; Eublepharidae
Product: flavin-containing monooxygenase 3-like
Exons: 9
Coding region: 117-1718 (533 amino acids)
Molecular function (GO): NADP binding; N,N-dimethylaniline monooxygenase activity; flavin adenine dinucleotide binding
Source: RefSeq, a predicted model, not a curated record